UAGUAAUUAUAAAAAAUUUGCUGAUAAUGCAUUGCUAGUUUUACAAAUAAAUAUGAGUAAUGGUACUAAAAAACCUCUUCUUCAUAAUGACAUUAAAUCUGAUGGUUCUCAACAUAUUAUGACAUAUGUUAAUGCUAAUGAUACAAUAAAACCUAAAGAAAUUAAACUAGUUCUUAAAGAGCAUAAUUUUUGA
Messenger RNA from Cetraspora pellucida, 193 nucleotides. The record is from the annotation of a GenBank genome assembly. Lineage: Eukaryota; Fungi; Glomeromycota; Glomeromycetes; Diversisporales; Gigasporaceae.